AAAAAAAAAAAAAAACAAAAGAGAAUGCAACAGACGGCGAGGGAAGCGGAGGCCCGGGCGAUCGGAGAGAAGAAGGUGAAAGAUCUGAUGAAGGCCAACAAGCGGUUGGUGGAGGUGCCGUAUUCAGCCUCUCUCGCUCACACAAUGAACGUUCUCGUCGCUAACCGCGUUGUGGCGGUCCCCGUGGCGGCGCCGCCUGGCCAAUGGAUCGGUGCCGGUGGAUCCAUGAUCAUGGAGACUGAUAAGCAGACUGGGGUUCUUAGAAAGCACUAUAUUGGGAUGGUGACCAUGCUUGAUAUCUUGGCUCAUAUUGCUGGCGAGGAGGAUGGUCCUGGUCUCGUCGAUCUCGAACGGAAGAUGGCGGUUCCAGUGUCGUCGAUUAUUGGUAAUAACGUUGAAGGGUUGAGUCUCUGGACUUUGAGUCCCAACACCAGCAUAUUAGAGUGUAUGGAGUUAUUCAGCAUGGGGAUCCACCGGGCGAUGGUGCCCAUCGAUGGGGAGGCGGCUGGGGUGGAGCUGGUCAAGUCGGCCUCCAGCUACAGAAUGCUGACACAAAUGGACGUGUUGAGGUUUCUAAGUGAACAAAUCCCAGAAAUGCAACAGACUUUGGGACAAAGUGUGAAGGAAAUGGGAGCCAUUAAUGAAAAUGUUAUGGCCAUUACAGAUAAAACCAAAGUAAUCGAAGCCAUAAAGUGCAUGAAAUCUAGUUUUCUCAAUGCUGUUCCUAUUGUUAGAAGCACACAGCUCGGCGGCGACCACACCCACACCCAGCUUUUUACUGGAAGAGGAAGAAAGCUAGGUGGGACGUUUUCGGCGACGGAUCUGAGAGGGUGUCACCUCGCGACGCUGCAGACGUGGCUGCAGCAAACGGCAUUGGAGUUCACGGAGACGAUCGGGAAAAGCGCGCUGCUGGAGGGGACGGCAGUGGGAGGGAGAGAACUGGUGACGUGCGGAGAGGAAAGCUCGAUGAAGGAAGUGAUGGAGAAGGUAGUGUCGAAACAUGUGCAUAGAAUUUGGGUGACUGAUGAACAUGGUUUGCUGCUUGGGCUCAUCUCUUUGUCGGACAUGAUUAGAGCUAUUAGGCUUUCACUUCUGUCUCAAAUACAAACCUGACCUGAUAGCCCUCCCUAUCUCUAUAUAUUUAUGUUUGUAUGUUUUGUUUAUAUUUGUGUUUGAUUAUGAGUGGGAGUUUGUUGAG
Cucurbita maxima (winter squash) is the source of this 1198-nucleotide messenger RNA. RefSeq names its product SNF1-related protein kinase regulatory subunit gamma-like PV42a. The transcript has 3 exons. The record is from RefSeq and is a predicted model, not a curated record. Bases 25 to 1113 code for a protein of 362 amino acids. Lineage: Eukaryota; Viridiplantae; Streptophyta; Magnoliopsida; Cucurbitales; Cucurbitaceae.